GCCACACAGACUCAACCGAAGGUGUAUUAUUGAGGUGACCACUGAACGGUGAGCUUUAACAUUCACCAAGUGAGCCGUUGCUGCGAUGGGUUCGAUCAAGUGUUGUGUGGUCCUUUACGCUCUUCUUGGAAGCAGUAUGCUACUCGUUACAGCCGACCCGGACUGUGAGAAUCUGAAGGACAGGCGAGAAGAAAUGGACCAGUGCUGUGAGGUCGGAAAAAUCAUCCCCUUCGGUGAUGCGGAUGAAUGUGCUUCCGCCACAGAUGAAGCCUCCGAACCUCGCGAUAAGAUGGCGUGUACGGUCGAGUGUAAGCUCAAGUCACUGGGCGUGUUGAACGAUGAAGGAAUCGUGCUGGAAAAGGCGCUCGAAUACGCCGAUCGAGUGGAGGGCGAUUGGAAGGAUACGGCCAAAGCUAUCGUCAAUACGUGCAUCGAAAGGGCAACGACAGUGAAAAAUAAGAUGGCAGAACAUGGCCACACUAUGAAAUGUUCACCGAUCGGGGGAUUUUUCGCCAUGUGCCUCAUGAAAGAAUCGUUCUUCCAGUGUCCGGCCGACAAGUGGCAGAACACAUCCUUCUGCAACAAGAUUAAGAGCGGUGAAUGCUUCCCAAAACGUGAUUAGGAGUAGCUUGAGUGAGAAGAAAAAUCAAAUCGAGUUCAACGGAGCCAAAAAUGUGGAAUAAAAAAUUCAAAUAAAUUCA
This is a messenger RNA of Anopheles stephensi (Asian malaria mosquito), 701 nucleotides long. RefSeq lists its product as uncharacterized. Lineage: Eukaryota; Metazoa; Arthropoda; Insecta; Diptera; Culicidae. Gene Ontology annotation, molecular function: odorant binding. The record is from RefSeq and is a predicted model, not a curated record. The transcript has 5 exons. The coding region runs from base 86 to 622 and encodes 178 amino acids.